AUGCAAGAAGAAGAGGUACCCUACCCUAGGUUAGCGUAUGACAGGCUUUUCUCCCCCGCUCCCUGUCCUACCCCUGUCUGCGCCACGCCCGUGUGCACCGCGGCUUCUACUCCUCUGUCUGUCCCCCACCGCCCCCUCCUCUGUGACUCGGAUACUCCCUUCACUUACCCCGGUCUGCGUCACGCCGGUGUGCCGUGCACCGCGGCUUCUACUCCGCCUACCACUUCACAGCCCCCCACCGCUCAUAUCCCUCCCAACCGUUCUCCUUUCUCCUUCUUUGCUCCAUCUCACUCCCUCCCGUCCCACAGGCCUACGCUUACGUGGGGUGGGACCCCCCCUCUUCGACUAAUAGUGGUUGCAUUCAGGGGCACCUGCACUUCGUCCCUGCGGAAUUGGAUCGCUGAUCUAGAGGCCCUCCCGCGCUCCCUCUCCUACCCCGGUCUGCGCCAUGCCCGGGUCCACCGCGGCUUCUAUUCGGCUUACCACUUCACGCGCCUGCGGCCCGCCGUUGUUCAUGCCGUGCUGUUUCUCAUGACGAUUCUCCCGGGAAGCUUCCGUGUGGCCUUUACGGGGCACUCCCUGGGAGGGGCCCUGGCUACUCUCAGUGCUCUCGACUUGCAGGUGUCCUACGACCUCCCAUCUUCCGACAUUCGAGUUGUCACCUUUGGCUCGCCUCGAGUGGGCAAUGCUGCUUUUGCCGCCUACUUCCGCCAGAAGGUUCCUGGAAGCAUCCGCGUGACCAACUGGAAGGACCUUGUGCCGCACUUACCACCCGCAACCAUCGGUUAUCAUCAUGUUGCGACAGAGGCCUGGAUAAUCCCGGACUCUGUUCACAACACCUCCUUCAGUCCAUCAAGUUCAGCUCUACCAAGUUUGAAGGAGCGUUCUGGCUUGGUUUCUUUACCACACCUGCUGAGGCAACGCGGGUCGUUGCCCCGGCGAGUGUUGCAUCGUCGAUCGUUACAACAACGAGGAACGUCGUUACACUGGCAGCUGUCGCAAGAGGAAAUGCUCGUGCUUGAUGAUAUAAGCAGCCAGGCCAGACAUCAAGGUAAUCUGACGUGGCACAUACACCAGUGUGACGAGACAGGCGAAGACCCUUGCUGCAGCAGGUCAGUGGUGGGCGACAGUAUAGCCAACCACUUGGACACCAUCAGCAGCAUCAACCCCAUCAGCAGCAUCAACCCCAUCAGCAGCAUCAACCCUAUCAGCACCAUCAGUACCAUCACCACCAUCACCACCAUCACCACCAUCAUCACCAUCAUCACAAUCAUCACCAUCAGCACCAUCAGAACCAGCAUCACCGUCAGCACCAUCAUCACCAUCAGCACCAUCACCAUCAUCACCAUCAUCACCAUCAUCACCAUCAUCACCAUCAUCACCAUCAUCACCAUCAUCACCAUCAUCACCAUCAGCACCAUCACCGUCAGCACCAUCAUCACCAUCAUCACCAUCAGCACCAUCAGUACCAUCAGCACCAUCAGUACCAUCACCACUAUCACCACCAUCGUCACCAUCAUCAUAAUCAGCACCAUCAGCACCAUCAGCACCAUCAGCACCAUCAGCACCAUCAGCACCAUCAGCACCAUCAGCACCAUCAGCACCAUCAGCACCAUCAGCACCAUCAGCACCAUCAGCACCAUCAGCACCAUCAGCACCAUCAGCACCAUCAGCACCAUCACCACCAUCAUCACAAUCAGCACCAUCAGUACCAUCAGUACCAUCAUCACCAUCAUCACCAUCAUCACCAUCAUCACCAUCAUCACCAUCAGAACCAGCAUCACCGUCACCACCACCGUACGCUCCGCUGCGCAGCAUCUCCCGUGCUUACAUGCAUUUUGUUGGGGUGCAUUGCAUGUGGUGGUGGGGCCACCGCCUGUGUAUAGAUGUUCUCACUAG
This is a messenger RNA of Closterium sp. Yama58-4, 1899 nucleotides long. NCBI's taxonomy places the organism in Eukaryota, Viridiplantae, Streptophyta, Zygnematophyceae, Desmidiales, Closteriaceae. The record is from the annotation of a GenBank genome assembly.